Molecule: messenger RNA, 840 nt
Organism: Schistosoma haematobium
Lineage: Eukaryota; Metazoa; Platyhelminthes; Trematoda; Strigeidida; Schistosomatidae
Exons: 5
Coding region: 1-840 (279 amino acids)
Source: RefSeq, a predicted model, not a curated record
AUGAACUGCAAAGAAAUCGAGGUUGCUGCAGUUCUACUGCACGGAGCUGAAACUUCGAGAACUACUACAACCAUAAUCAAAAAAGUACAAGUAUUUAUGAACAACUGUCUACACAAGGUACUCGGUGUCCAUCGGCCAGACACCAUCAGCGAUCUACUGCGACAGAGAAUAAAACAACUUUCAGCUGAGAAAAUUAUGGAAGAACGAGGGAGGAAAAAGGAAAAUAUGAAGACGAAGGGAAACAUUGCGUGGCUGGUGGGCGACCUAUGCUCCUCCACGAAAUGUGACAGGCUUGUGAAGGCGCGGAUCGAAAAAGCAAGAGCAGCAUAUUUACAACUGAGGAACAUCUGGAACUCAACCCAACUGUCAACCAACACCAAGGUCAGGAUUUUCAAUACAAAUGUCAAGACAGUUCUACUGUAUGGGGCAGAAACCUGGAGAACUACGAAAGCCAUCAUCCAGAAAAUACAGGUGUUUAUUAACAAUUAUCUACGCAAAAUACUUCAGAUCCAUUGGCCGGACACUAUUAGCAACAACGUACUGUGGGAGAGAACAAACCAGAUCCCAGCGGAGGAAGAAAUCAGGAAGAAGCGCUGGAAGUGGAUAGGACACACAUUGAGGAAAGCACCCAACUGCGUCACAAGACAAGCUCUCGCAUGGAAUCCUCAAGGCCAAAGGAAAAGAGGAAGACCAAAGAACACAUUACGCCGAGAAAUGGAGAUAGAUAUGAGAAAAAUGAACAAGAAUUGGAUGGAACUAGAAAAGAAGGCCCAGGACAGAGUGGGUUGGAGAAUGCUGGUCAGCGGCCUAUGCUCCAUUGGGAGUAACAGGCGGAAGUAA